AUGGCCGAAGUGUCUACCAUGACCCUCCAUGCCAUCGUCUUCUCUGGAAAGAGCUUUGAAAUCAGCACCCGGCUGACUUGUCCUCUUUGGCGCUUGCGGCGUCUCAUCGAAGAAUGCUUGGGCGCACUCGUCGAGUCGCGCGUGGCACGGCGCGGUGCUGACCGCGAUGUGGUGCUUCGGCUGGAGGGUCAGCGCACCGUGGCUGAUGCAGGACUAGAGGAUGGCGACCAGCUGUUGGUGGCGCUCCGCGACGGCGUCGCCUGCGCCUGCGCCACGGGGGGGCGGGCCUUUGCGCUGCGGAGGCAGGACGGCGAAGUCGUCUGCUGGGGCGACGGGGUGUCUGGCGAGAGCCCAGAAUACCUGAGGGGCGCAAGGCAUAUGGUGGCGACCAGCCAGGCCUUCGCCUUUGUCCUACCGGACGGCACGGUGCGUCACUGGCCCUCCCACACCCCCUGCGCCUCCCGCUCGUCGACCGCGCCCAAGCGCGUGGGCCACGCGGCGUUUCGGCGCGGUGAUGACGUGGUGAAGCUCUGUGCGACGAGCAGCGCGGUGGCCGCGCUGCUGGCCGAUGGUUCAGUGGUAACCUGGGGUGAAGGAUUCUUUGGUGGCGAUAGCAGUGCCGUCCAAGCGCAGCUCGACGGCGUCGUGGACCUUUGCAGUUCCACCGGUGCCUUCGCCGCGCGGCGCAGCGACGGCCGCGUGGUCGCCUGGGGAAGCGAGGAGUUUGGUGGAGACUGCAGUCAUGUCCAAGACCAGCUGAUUGAUAUCAUCGACCUUUGUGCCUCUUUGUCAGCCUUUGCAGCCCUAACUUCUUCGGGCACCGUGGUCCUGUGGGGCGACGAAGAGUAUGGCGCCCAAAUGGACGAGGUGCGUGCCUUGCGGAAGGUCUGGCGGUUGAAGGCCUCGGUAGGGGCCUUUGCAGCGGUGAAGGAGGACGGCUCCGUGGUGACGUGGGGAGACCACUACUAUGGAGCCUUCAGUGGCUUCGUACAAGAUCAACUUCGAGAUGUGGAGGAGGUUGAAGCCACCUCCUCGGCCUUUGCGGCUCGCACGCGUGGGGGCCGUGUGAUCACCUGGGGAGAUGCGGAAGCCGGUGGAGACAGCAGUGCCGUGCAGCAGCAGCUGCAGCAGGUCAUCCGGCUGUGCGCCUCCGUGAGCGCCUUCGCUGCGCUGCGAGCGGAUGGGACGGUCAUCACCUGGGGUCACCCCGACUACGGCGGCACCGGCCCGGCCGCAUCCGGCCUCCCCAGCGUGUCACCGGUGCGGCGGCUGUGGGCCACGAGCGCGGCCUUCGCCGCUCUGCGCGACGAUGGGCGGGUCAUCACCUGGGGCUCAGCAGCGGCCGGUGGAGACAGCAGAGGAGUGGAAGAGCCGCUUGGAGAUGGGAGGAGGUUGGGAGAAUUUGGGGAAGACGGGCAGGGAGCAACUUCGAAAUGUCUACGAGACCAAAUCGAAUCCGGGCAGUUGAUCUCCAUCGCCGCCGAGACAACUUCCGCACGUCCAGCGCCGAAUGAAAAGCACCGCUUAAGUGGGUGCACCUUCAGCAGCUACCCGAAGGUCCAGGAGCACUUCACGCUCCGGAAGCUGCAAGAAAGGGUAUGGCGCUUGGAAGCCGAGAACAAGGAGUUGAAGGUUCAAAACUCCAUCCUGAACACUCAGUACACCUCGCAGACCGAGACGCAAGCAGAUAUUCUCAGGAGCGAUGCGACCUCGAUGCUCGCUCAACGGGCCGUUGUCCAGGAUCAGGCUUUUGAUGUCGUGUUGCUGGAGCCGAGUGGGGAGGUCAUCCAAGAGGGGGACGAGGGAGACUUUCCUGUACAAUCAGGUCCUUCGUCGGCAUCGAGACCUACGGCUGAUGUGGGCGGUGAUGAGGCAGAUCAGAAGCAACAAGCCAAAGACGACUUGGACGCUGCGAUGGCGCUGAAAGACAACGACAUCGCCAAGCUGAAAACCCAGAAGGAAGAAUUGCAGAACCAACUCGACGAGGUCCGAGAGUUUCAGCGGAACAAGGAGAACAUGGAGCAGGAGUUGGCUGCCUUAAAGCAACAGCUGGCCGACACCAAAGAGGAGUUUCAGCGGAAGAUGAGCGACAUGGACCGAAAGAAGGCCAUGGACAUGCGGACGCUGAGCAAGGACGGAGACUUUGAGAAGAAGGUAGAGAUCGAAGCUGCAAAGCUCCGGGCGAGAACCAAGGAUCAGCUGGAUUCCACGACCAAGCGGACCAUCAUGGAAAAUGAGCAGAUGUUUACCGAGCUUCAUUUCCAGAGCAAAGAGACGGAAAAGCUCAUGGAGAGGAACCAGUCCCUGCUGGAAGAGAACGCGCAGCUGCGGCGGAAUCUGGUCAUCCACAAGGACUUGGAGAAUGAGUUGGCCAGAAGAACUCAUCUCUACCAGCGACUGCUGAAGAAGAUGGAUCAGAAGACCAGCACGCAGGGGAAAUCCAUGGAAUCCGUCAUGGAGCAGGAGAAUCCGUUGACUGGGCUGCGGGAAUGCAUGAACAUCUCCUCCGAAGAGUACAGUCGCGUGCAAAGACAGAUGGAGGAUCAUCAGAGUACUCUGCAGAUGGUGCGGCACGAGUUCGCGCAGUACCGCCGGGACCAUGCGACCUUGGCCCAGCUCCAGGACCAGAGCACACGGCUCAUCAUCUCCGCCCUUUAUGAGCUGAAGCAGCAGAAGGACCAAGCGCCCUUCCCGCCCACGACGCUGGGGAUCUCCAGAGAAGUCAAUGACAACUGGGGACUGGGGAUCUCCUUUCAGAAGUAUGACCCAGAGGCGGAGUGGCAGUUCACCAACAUGACCCCGAAGCAGAAGGAGUACUUCUUUCGAGUUUUGUUGGAGAAGUUGAAUAGCAGCAUGUGUGCCAUGUGCUUCCCCGUGGGUCCAGAGGCCUCGACUGCUAGCUUGCCGCCCAUUGGCAAAGAGAAGGAGGCAACGCGCUUCUCUCAGUUCCUUUGGUCAGUUGCAGAUAGUGGCUCAGUCCAAGGGCGGCAAGAGAUGUGCACCAAGGGUUGUCAGACCGAAACCUCGGCCAAUGACCCCUGCCUCAAGGAGGGCAUUUGGAAUCCCAAGGGAAAGACCUCGCACUUGAACUCCGCGGGCAUGCUCACUGCGGGCAUUGUGGCGGGCCAUGUGCGGAACUGGGGCCCCAAGGCCGCCCGAGGGGCACCACCGGCGGGCCGUGUUGGUCAGCGCACGUCCCAUGGGGAAACAGCGCGAAACUUCGGUGCGCAGGCGCAGCGCAGCUCCCUCUUCAGCGCUUAUGCGAACACCACCAGCACCAUCUUGGGGGCUGGAACCUUGGCGGUGCCCAUUGCCAUGAGCAGCGCCGGGGUCGUAUCUUACGCCCUCAUUACGAUCUUCGUGAUCAUGGUGAAUAGCCAAACCGCCACGUGGUUGGUUCGCGUGGCCGACCAUUUGCCCAAGUCGGAGGGCAACGCUGGGAAGAACUAUGAGGGUAUCGCCAAAAGCUACCUGGGAACCAGGGCUGCCCACCUGAUCUCAUUAGUCUUUGUCUUCAGCGGCUUGUCCGUCGGAAUGUCCCGGAUGCUCUUCAGUGCGGAUUGCCUGGCGCCUCUUUUCGCGACAUGGCUGGCGGAACCCGAGCGGCCCACUCUGAAGCUCAUCCAACGAAUGGAACGAAGAGUGCUUUGGGCUGCGGGUUUUGGACUGGUGCUGCCACUGGGUUUGCUGCGCGACAUCUCCAAGCUUCAGUGCACGUCGAGCCUGGCGGUGGUGUCCCUGGGCCUGACGGUCGCCUUCAUCGUCUACUGCAACGCCGAGGCACUUCAUGAGCAUCCCCAUUUGGGCAAGGGCUUCCAACUGGUGAACAUCGACAGUGCCUUCUUCCUGAGCUUAGCAAUGACCAACUCAAGCCUCUCUUGCCACAUCUCGGUGAUUCCCAUCUACGAAUCCUUGCGCGGCGGCGAUGUGAAGACCAUGAGAAACAUUAUCCUCGCUGCCCUUGCAACCAGUGCCCUAGUGUAUCAGAUGGUCGGUUUCAGCAGCUACCUGCGCUUUGGACAUUUGACCUCCGGAGAGGCCAGUAACAUUCUGGAGGUGGUCACCGAGCAGGUGAACCCCCACACGGAGCCCAUGAAGUUUACUCUAGCAGCCAUCGCUGGCGCCAGCGUCGCCUCGAGCCUGAUCCUAGGGAUGCCUGUCGUGCUUUGGGCGCUCCGCUCGGUGCUGCUGAGCUACGCGCGCUUCCACGUGCGCUCCUCGAGGGGCGCCAACGGUGAGAUCUCGCAGCUGGAGUGGUCCUUGGCUACCUUGGGCCUCAUGAUGACCAUUUUGGUGUUGGCCACUGCCGUGCCUGACAUUCAGGUGGCCAUGUCCCUCGGGGGCUCUUUGGGGGGUACCUUCAUUUCCUUCAUGUAUCCCGCGCUCUUCCAUCUCACAGUGGUCAAGAAGGUCACCAACUUCCGAGAAGCCUUCUGCCCAGCGAACCUCCGUGAGCUCUUGGUGAUCGCCAUGAGCGUGGUCUAUGGUGUUCUUUGCUUAUCGAUCUCCUUGCGGCGAGUGAUGAGCAAGCUCUCUGAGAAGGACAUAGAACUGGAUGCGUCGAACAGCACAUCAAGUGAGGCUUGGAGCUCAUCGGUUUCAAUCAUGUGGUGA
Messenger RNA from Durusdinium trenchii, 4614 nucleotides. Lineage: Eukaryota; Dinophyceae; Suessiales; Symbiodiniaceae. The record is from the annotation of a GenBank genome assembly.